Thamnophis sirtalis is the source of this 931-nucleotide messenger RNA. The record is from RefSeq and is a predicted model, not a curated record. Lineage: Eukaryota; Metazoa; Chordata; Lepidosauria; Squamata; Natricidae.
GAUUGGGGUGGGGGUGGGCAGAGAAGAAGGCGGGUUCGCAAGCAGGAGUUCCGUCCCUGCCCCGCAUUCAUUUUCGCCCACCAUGACCAGUGCGAUCUUGAGGCGGAAUUCCAGCAAACAGGGAUUGCAGAAUCUCAUAAGGUUGACAGCUCAAUGGAGUGUGGAGGAUGAGGAGGAAGCUGCAAGGGAGCGACGUCGAAGGGAACGUGAGAGACAGCUGAGGUCCCAGACAGAAGAUGGCCUCAGCAGCACCUCUGAAGUGGCAGUACAAGAAAUCAGGAUUGAAGGGAAGCCUCCUGGAACCUUAGAACUGGAAGAAGAUGAGGGCUUUAGUGACUGGUCCCAGAAACUUGAACAGCUCAAGCAACGAUCGGGAGGAGAGGGAGCGCAAGAAGCUCACCAAGGGGAAUGCAGACAAGCCCAAGAAGCAGAGCCUAUACAGUGUGAAGAAAGUCCCAGGUCACCAACACGCUCCUACGAAGAAGAAGAAGAAGAGGACAGCAAUCUGAAGGAAGCAGAAGUAAUGCUGGAGCAAGUCAAUCUGGAUCAGGAGGCUCCCAUCUUCAUCCGCUUUGAAACCAGAUCAUCCAAUUUCCUCAAGUUUGUUUCUACUUCAACUUCAGAAGAGUACCCUGGAGCAGAGCUGGAGCAGCAGCAACAGCUUAGGGAAACCUUGGAGCCUGGAGAAGAGAAUCAGCAUGCUGAGGACAAGCUCCAAGAGAACAUUACAGAAGAGAAUAUGCCUGAGGAGGAGGAAGAAAAACAAGAGGAGAAGAAAAGAAGACUAUAUGAGCCUGAAGAGGUCCCAGAAAAACGACAGAGGACCCCAAGUACAUCCAGUCAGGAAGACGAGUAUCAAACUCCGUUAAGCCCAACAUUAAAGAUCAUUGACAGGACUGAAUCUCUGAACCGAUCUGUGCAGAAAAGGUAA